CACAUUUGCAUUUUGUCAUCUUUGAUUAUUCUCUUAUUAAUGUCUUUAUUUUUGCCACUUUGUGUUUAGUUCUUAAGCCCUUUUAAUUGAACCAUCUGUGACCUCUGAAAAGAAAUAUGGAUUCUCACACAUCCAAGACACAACCUUCUGCACACAGGGUUUUGUUGGAGUUUUCUGCCCGUACUCAAAGGCUUAAUGAAGAAACUAUCUCUUAUCUGCACCAACUGACUAAGGACAAUGAACACCUUUGUAGAGCCCAUGAACAAUUGGAAGAGCAACUACAAGACAUGACCAUCAACCGUGAUCUUUACAAGAUUGCCAUGGAGGACAUGUGCUAUCAACUCCUAGUUGAGAAGCAAAAGAACCAAACUCUAGUUGAAGAGGACACCGGCUUGCAUGAAGUUGUUGUCGACCUAAUCGCUUUGGUGACUCAAUUCGAGGGAAAGAUGGCCGAGACUCAUCAUCACAUUGCUCAAAGGACCCAUCCAAUUGAGAGGGGAUUUUUCCAACUAGUCUUUGACUUUAUCAUUGACAUGUCCAAUGUAAAAGGUCUUCUAAUCAUAGUUCCAAGGCGAAAGUUCUUCAAAAAGUGGCAUUCUCCAUAUUUGCUCAGAUCUAGAGUAAUCAAAAUGUUUGAGGAAAAUGCUGCUAUUAAUCCCGAAAAAUCAGCCGUGGAUAAGAGGGUUGAUAAGUUGGAAGCUACAAUGCAAACUAUGGCUGCUACUCUUCAGACCAUCAGUCUCACUUUGUCCACUUUGACUACUAGUUCGGUUCUUUCACUUACAUCCUUAAUACCCACAAUACCAGUUCCACCUAUUUUUACCAUCACACUAGGUAAUCGUAUUAAGGAUCCCAUGGUCACACAAUUGCAAUUUCCACCUAUUUAUGAGAAUCAACCUCUAGUGGGGGAAUCAUCUUCACAUGCUCCACAAAUAUCAUCUCUGCCCUUUGAAGCCUUAUACCCACCAUUCAAGAUGAACAACCCUACGUUGCCCACAAUCACAUCUCUUACCCUUAAUGUACCACCUUUGAUGGGACAAGUGCCAACUAUUCAACCCAACCCCUCGAUUGCGAUGUUGAGGUCUACUUUAGAGGAUGGGAAGUCAAGAGAGAUGUAUGCUAGGAAGAUGACACCUUAUGCUAAUGAUGAAAGGGUGCUCAUUCACUAUUUUCAAGACAAUCUCUCAGGCCCAGCAAGUGUUUGGUUUUCAACACUUGACAAGAAGAAGAUUUGCACUUUCAAGGAUGUUUCUCAAGCUUUUAUGAAGCAGUAUGAGUAUUAUAUGAGUUUGGCCCUUACAAGGGAUAGCUUGCAGAGAAUCACCAAGAAAGGUCAUGGCACUGAGAAUUGUGCAGCUUUGAGACAUAGAAUUCAAGAUCUCAUCGAUGAGAGUAAACUUCAACUUAAUGUCAAAGAAGCCAAGGGUGUUCCAAACAUCACUCAAUACCCUUUACCUCCACAUGAUGCAGGCACAAUGAAUAUGAUCACUUUUAAUGGAGUUGAAAAGCCGGUGUUGGAAAAUACCAGUUCUUGUGAGUCAUUCAUGGGAAAGACAUCAUCUGUAGUUAUGCCUCAAUGUUCUACCAUCUUGAAUUCCAUAGCCAAUGAUGUGUCUAACAUGACCCAUAGUGGUCGGUGCUAUGUGAGUCCUGAAGGGGAAGAAUCGAGAAGGGUUGCCUUGAAAUCAAAAGAUAUCAGAAUUGAAAAGAUGCCAGAAGAAUCACCCAAGAAGCUAGUGUCAGAAAAUGAAGUUGCAGAAUUUUUGAAUAUUUUGAGGAAGAGUGAGUAUAGCAUCAUUGAACAGCUCAACAAAACCCUAGCGAAAAUUUCUAUUUUAGAAUUGAUGCUGUCAUCUGAGGUUCAUCUUGAUGCAUUGCUCAAAGUCUUGCAAGAGGCCCAUGUGCCUAAGAACAUUGAUACUCAGAAGUUUGGGACUGUGGUUGGGGCAAUCUUGGCCCCAAAUUAUAUUAAUUUCAUUGAUGAUGAGAUUCCCGAUGAAGGAAAUGGGCAUACCAAGGUUCUUCACAUUUCUGUUCAGUGCAAGAGGAUGAAUGUGCCUCAUGUGUUGAUCGACAAUGGGUCAACUUUGAAUGUUGCUGCAAAGAUCAUGUUUGCAUGUCAUUACCAUUUGGGAGAGGGUUUGGGAUUUGAUAGACAAGGAAUUCUCGAGCCUAUUGAGGUAAUUCAAGCUUGGGGCACUUUUGGCUUGGGAUACAAGCUGAAGAAGGAAGAUUGGCAGAGAAUGCGUGCUAUUAAAGCAGAGAAGUGCCUUUCUAGACUUCAAGGGAGAGAUCCUAGGGAUGAACCAAUGGCAUUUAUGGAGAAGCACCCUAACUUCCAUCUUGUUCAUCAUGCGAAAACUCCAAUGGAAACACAUGAGUCUGUGCUACUUGAAACAGUGAAAGAAGAAUCAUUAUGUGACUCGUGGGGAAAUUUGACUAUAAAUGCUCUAGAUGAGGAAAAACUUGAAUUUGAUAGGGGAAUUUCUCGGGUUAAUGGAAGCUCUCAGGCUAAUUGGAUAGCGGAGCUUCUCCCUGCAGCUUUCAUCUCUGAGGAAGAAGAGUCAGCCUCUAGUAGUUCUGCUUGUGACUACAUGAAGGGAGGGAUUCAACAAGCACUUUUAUAUUUUAUGAAAUUUAUGCCUGCUAAUGAUGAAUCUUUAAACAAUGAUGCCAUAUCAGACUUUAUAUAUGAGAUUGAUGAUCAGACCUAUAGUGAAGAAGACAAUGAAAAUUUUGAUCAUUCUCAUGAACUAACUCAAAUGCUAAGAGAAGAAAAGCCAAAGCUACAGCCAAAUCAAGAGACUGAGACUAUUAAUCUGGGAACUGAAGAUGACAGAGAAGAGAUAAAAAUCAAUGCCCACCUAUCCACAGAGGAGAGAAAAGAAUUGAUAAAACUCUUAUAUGAAUUUCAAGAUGUUUUUGGUUGGUCCUAUAAGGACAUGCCAGGACUUGAUCUUGAUAUUGCUGUUCAUGCAAUUCCACUCUAUUCUAAGGCUAAGCCAAUCAAGUAAAAGCUAAGAAGGAUGAAGCCAGAGGCUCUGUUGAAGGUCAAAGAAGAAGUGCAAAAGCUGCUAUAUGUCAAUUUCAUUGAAGUAGCUAUGUAUCCGGGAUGGGUGGCCAAUAUUGUUCCUGUAAUGAAAAAGGAUGGUCGAG
This is a messenger RNA of Rubroshorea leprosula, 3156 nucleotides long. Lineage: Eukaryota; Viridiplantae; Streptophyta; Magnoliopsida; Malvales; Dipterocarpaceae. The record is from the annotation of a GenBank genome assembly.